ACAGCCUGUGUGUUUGACUGUGUCAUUAAUAGAUCAGCAUGGAGCUCAGUCUACUUCCUCUAAUGCUCUUGCUGAUUUCAAACAUCCGCCCUGCACACACUCAAGGGCAAGAGGCUUCAGAGGAACACAACAAGGCACCUAAACCUCGUCUGACUGUUCAGCCUGAACCAUCACAGAUAUUCAGAGGAGAGACUGUCACUCUCACAUGUGACAUACAGGGGGAAGAUUGGACAUACACAUGGCAGUGUGGAGAUGAACAGCACAACUCUGAGGAGAAAGAGUUCAAGAUCACUGUACAGCUCAAACAGUCCUGCAAGUGUAAAGGCUGCAGAAAACCAUUCUGCUCUGAAUGGAGUGAUGCUGUGACUCUGAGUGUUUCGGAGAGACCCAAGCCUGUAGUGCGUGUCCAGCCUGAUGGACGUGUGUUCAGAGGAGGACAGACGGUCACUCUCACAUGUGACAUACAGGAGACAGACGUCACCAGCUGGAGCUACAGCUGGAAUAAAGAUGAUUCAGAGAUUCAUGUCAGUCAAUCUCAGGAAUACCGGAUCAGUUCUGUUAGUGAAUCUCACGCAGGUAAUUACAGCUGUACUGGAAGAGAAACAGGAGGAUCACGAUACUCACACACCAGUGAUAAAGUGACGCUGACCGUAUCAGGAUCUUCAGGACUAGAGUUUUCCGAAGCUCAUGCUCUGAUAAUCGGAGUGAUUGCAGGACUGAGUGUCACAUUUCUGCUCAUGUUCUUACUGGCCCUGCUGUGGUGCUGCAAACACAACAAAGGUGCAGGAUCUCCGUCUCCCUCUACUGAGUAUCAGCUAAAAUAG
Messenger RNA from Sinocyclocheilus anshuiensis, 824 nucleotides. Its product is annotated as kin of IRRE-like protein 1. Gene Ontology annotation, cellular component: external side of plasma membrane. Gene Ontology annotation, biological process: immune response; cell surface receptor signaling pathway. The transcript has 7 exons. Lineage: Eukaryota; Metazoa; Chordata; Actinopteri; Cypriniformes; Cyprinidae. Bases 39 to 824 code for a protein of 261 amino acids. The record is from RefSeq and is a predicted model, not a curated record. Gene Ontology annotation, molecular function: transmembrane signaling receptor activity.